This is a messenger RNA of Trichomycterus rosablanca, 1379 nucleotides long. It is a transcript of the gene rnd3b, whose product is annotated as Rho family GTPase 3b. Bases 266 to 943 code for a protein of 225 amino acids. Lineage: Eukaryota; Metazoa; Chordata; Actinopteri; Siluriformes; Trichomycteridae. Gene Ontology annotation, molecular function: GTP binding; GTPase activity; protein kinase binding. Gene Ontology annotation, cellular component: cytosol. Gene Ontology annotation, biological process: small GTPase-mediated signal transduction. The record is from RefSeq and is a predicted model, not a curated record. The transcript is spliced from 5 exons.
AAUGGUGGUCUGAAUGCUGGUGUGAGCUCACUCUGCCAUCUCUAUCCGUCCCAACUGUCAAACAACUUCUUGGAUUGAUUUUUUUUGCUAUAUCAUUAGUUUGUAACCUGAAUACCAUUUGAAGACUAAAGGAAUGUACCAGUUUUUUCUCCACCGAAGAUCAGUAAUGGUGCUGUGGUGAGAAGGAUGGCUGGGACGGUCCCAGUGCAGUUGGGCUUAUCCGAUACAGGACACAACUGAAGCUGACAGCAACAGAGAGACGAUAAUGGAUCACGGGCCAGAUGUGAAGUGCAAGAUGGUGGUGGUAGGAGACAGUCAGUGUGGAAAAACUGCACUCCUUUCUGUCUUUGCUAAAGACUGCUUUCCUGAGAGCUACGUGCCGACAGUAUUUGAGAACUACACAGCCAGCUUUGAGAUUGACUCACUUCGAGUAGAGCUCAGCCUCUGGGACACUUCCGGUUCUCCAUAUUACGACAAUGUGCGUCCACUUUCUUACCCUGACGCAGAUGCCGUACUCGUCUGUUUUGACAUCAGCCGACCACAAACCCUGGACAGCGUUCUCAGAAAGUGGAAGGGGGAGAUUGAGGAAUUCUGUCCCAACACCAAAAUGCUCCUGGUUGGUUGUAAGUCAGACCUGAGAACAGACCUUGCCACCUUUGUUCAACUGUCCAAUGAGCUGCCACUGUCCUAUGAUCAGGGAUCAAACAUGGCUAAGCAGAUCUCAGCUCCCUACAUCGAGUGUUCGGCCCUGCAGUCGGAGAACAGCGUGAGGGACAUUUUCCACGUGGCUGCUUUGGCUUGCGUCAACAAGAACAACAAAAAUAUGAGACGUCACAAGUCAUCCAGAUCCACGAAAAGGACCUCACACCUGCCUGGAAGAGCUGAGCGUGAUUCUUUAUCAUGUCUGCACAAGACCAAAGCCAAAAACUGUUCAGUGAUGUAAAGAACCAGUGAUGGAACAUGUGAUGGAAGCGUGAACUUAAAUAGUUCAUAGGAAAUAGUUUUUGCACUUUAUACAAAUAUAGACGGCUACAGCAAUUUAAAUGAAUUUUGCAGCCUCUUGGCCUGAACAUGAGACCUUAUCUAACUGAUGAAGUGUUUAUUGAUAUUCUACAGCCUUAUUUUUCUUUUUCUUUUUUUUGUAGCACAGGAUCAAUGAUACAAAUGUUGGAGGCUGUGUACUUGUGAACUGGAAUACGUUUUGGGAAAGUAUUUUCUUGUAGUAAUGCAUUUUUAAAUGUGAGAAAAAACCAACCUCAAACGAGACCCCUGACCAAAGCAAAACCCGUUAGACGUUUAUAUGUUUCCUCAGAUAUGAGUAUUCUUGGUGCCAAGUUUUGUAGUAUGACCAUGCAAUAAAUGAAAUGUAAUCAACCAUG